AUGUCCGAUAUCGGGGCGAAGGGGGAUGGGAACGUCGAAACUUCAGAAUUACCCAUAGCAGUAUCGGCUCCGGGCAAAGUCAUUCUACACGGCGAACAUUCCGUCGUCUAUGGAAAGUUGGCCGUGGCCGGAAGUUUGGAUUUGAGAACUGCCGUCAGAUUGAUCGAGAACGACGCCCGGGACGCCUUCGACGUCGAAUCGGCGACGCUCGGCGUCGACGUUCGCUUCGAUUCGAAGUCGAUCAAAUCUCUACUGGAAACACCUCUACCGUUGCUCGUCGAUUCGAACGAUUAUAAUUAUUGGGACAUCCCGAAUCUGUUGGAUCACGACCGCCUGCUCGAUAGAAUCGACGAUUUCUUGGACAAAUCGAACGUUCGAUUGAGCCAUUCCAGUCAAAUGACGUGCAUUAGAGCCGUUCUGUAUCUUUGCGCCGGCAUUUUGAGCUCGGCUCGCGCUCAAUUCGGAAGGGAAUCCGUUCGGCUCGUCGUCACCACCGAUUUGACCACCGGCGCCGGCAUGGGCAGCUCGGCGUCGUUCUCCGUCAGCGUCGCGGCGGCCUUUCUCAAAUACCUAAAGCGCCUCAAUCCCCCCAAUAAGGACUCUCCCAACGACGACCUCGUCGGCGAUCGCCCGAAACAAUCCCAAGGAUCUAAAGAAUCGCAAGCAUCGAAAGAAUCCGAAGGAUUCUCCGCCGAAGCAUCGCAAGCAUCGAAAGGAUCGAAAGGAUCCUCGGGAUUCUCCGCGAAGGAAUUGGAAUUCAUCUCUCGGUGGGCCUUCAACGCGGAGCGCAUCGCGCACGGCGCCCCCUCGGGGCUCGACAACACCGCUUGCACCUACGGCUCCUUGAUCGAGUUCAGGAGAGGAGCGGCGCCCGCGUUGGUGGGGGCCGCUCGGCCCCUCGAUUUGGAUUUGCUGCUGAUCGACACCAAGGUGGCGAGGCAAACGAAGAAAAUGGUGGAGGUGGCGGCGCGUACUAGAAGGAUGUUUCCGAAAAUCUUCGAUAAUGUGCUGGACACGAUCGAGUUGGUAACUUCGAAGGCUUUGGAAUUGUACGGAGAGUUAUCGAACGUGCCCGCAGGCGCCGAUCCGGAGGAGAUCAGAACCAUUUACUCCAAGCUAUCAGUACUGUUCGGUUUGAACCAAGGCCUACUCAACUCCUUGGGGGUGGGUCACGCCAGAUUGGACGAGGCCAUCGGUAUACUCGACGGGGCGGGUUUGAAGGGGAAAUUGACGGGGGCCGGCGGGGGAGGCUACGCCAUUUGCCUGGUGCCCCCCCGUAUGGAGGCUAAAGCUUUGGAGGAGGUUAUGGGGACAUUGGAGGCACGUGGGUUCGACGUGAUCAGGACGUGUUUGGGUGGGGAUGGGGUGAGGGUGGAAUGUUGA
Phyllotreta striolata is the source of this 1383-nucleotide messenger RNA. The record is from the annotation of a GenBank genome assembly. Lineage: Eukaryota; Metazoa; Arthropoda; Insecta; Coleoptera; Chrysomelidae.